Molecule: messenger RNA, 252 nt
Organism: Malassezia globosa CBS 7966
Lineage: Eukaryota; Fungi; Basidiomycota; Malasseziomycetes; Malasseziales; Malasseziaceae
Exons: 1
Coding region: 1-252 (83 amino acids)
Source: RefSeq, a predicted model, not a curated record
AUGAUUGAUAUAGCACCUUCGACCUCUUCCAUGGUAAUUCAUUCAGCGGAGAAUCAUCGAUCUAAGAAGAAUCUAUCUCAAGUAUCCACAACACCCAAACCUACGACGCUAAUCACAAGGACUGUCAAAGGCAAGGCGUUAACAGUCACAGCGACGUCGAUCAGUGUCGGAUUAGAUUGCGGUAACGACAAUAUCUUUGGGAUUGAAGUAUGUGCCAACGGAUCGGGAAAUGGUAAUCAUAUUCUAGUGUGA